Messenger RNA from Aspergillus glaucus CBS 516.65, 501 nucleotides. RefSeq lists its product as uncharacterized. Lineage: Eukaryota; Fungi; Ascomycota; Eurotiomycetes; Eurotiales; Aspergillaceae. The record is from RefSeq and is a predicted model, not a curated record. Bases 13 to 201 code for a protein of 62 amino acids. The transcript has 2 exons.
CGACUACAGCAAAUGAACUCAAAGUCCCUCCCCAUUCCGAGAAUUAAAAGAGCCAGAAAGCACUCAACGCACCUGAGCUCAAACCUCCACCCAGAAGACUGCACUCGUGCCUGUGCUACAACCGGCGGUGCAGCUAUCUUCUUUUGUACCCUGGGUUUUGCCAACUCGCUUGGUACGUUCGAGUACUACAUAUCGUACUAGAUGUAAGAUAAGUUUGCGUCCAAGAUCUCCUGGACUGGCUCGCUAGGUGUCGUCCUCAAGUUCCUUUCUAGUAUGUUUGGUGGACCGUUGUGUGAUCGUUAUGGUGCCAAAUUAUGUCAAACGACCAGCGGCAAUUAUAUACGUCUUCGCAAUGAUGAUACUGAGCUUCUGCAGGACACGCCGGCAGGCCAAGCUCAUGCAGGGUGCUUUGAUGGGUAUUGCCAUGGGUUUUCUACAGCUUCCUGCAUUUGCCAUGUCUCUGGACACCGCGGGGUCUUUGGGGGAGGGCUUAGGUGGAUG